CUCCUAUUGUACUCUCUCUCUCUCUCCUCAUUUUACAUCUGAGAACACAGAGAAGAGAGAAGCCAAAGAACUCUCAUGUUUUUGCUCAAAUCGAACCUCAACCUUCGAAGAUCCGAAGCCGAUCGAAGGCACUAUUAUCGCCGACGAAAUCUGGACGACUAAACUUCACCCCCAUCUCCAACGAACUAUUUGGCCUGGCUACGUGGCCUUCAAACUACCACACACGACAGUAAAAACAAUCAAAUUCCAUCAUUUGGCCUGGUAACGUGGCCUUUAUUUCCAAUACCAUUCCUCGUAGAACUUCCCCAAAACGGUGGUCUUCGGUUUGCCUAUUUCCCAAAGCUCUUCCCUGCCUCAUGUUGUUGCAGAUUUUGGUUUACCCAGGUGGAAUUCAGAUCAGCGACGCCGACAAUGAAGAAGAAAACAAAAUUUUUCCCUUCGAACAUGGGUUUCUCAUAUAUAUAUCUUGUCGAUGGAGUUGCUGUUGUCCUCUUCUUUCCAUCACUGUCAGCGUUCUUCCUGCCAUAACGUUGUGAAAAUUGGGCAUCCAAGGCUCUGGUCCUGCAGUUGCAAAUCCUAGCUGUUGAGAUUGGAAAGCAGCUUGCAAGAAAGCACUUCAUCCAUCAUGUCUUCGGAUUUUUGCUCUCUAGCCCUGUUCUUCUUCUUCCAUACCCUCGCUCCAGAAACUGCUGCUCUCCAGGUAAGAUCACUCUUUUCAUUUUAUGUGGUGAAAUGUUUGUCAUAAGCAGAGCAACAAAAUUAGAGACACAAAACUAAUUACAAAACAAAUGAUAUUAAACAAUUUUGAUUAUACAUAUCACAUGAUGAAAUUCAUAUUAAUCUACCUACAUUUUCUGUGAUUUGUUCUAUUAUCAAUUUUAUAUUCAUAAAUUCAAGUAGAAUGGAACAUGCACGUGAUGCACUAAAUAAAAUUGCUCCAUCACAUGGAUGUUUUUGUUUUGUUUAUGUCCUCACAUGCACAAACCUUUACAUGGUGAAAAUGACACUUUUAUCUCAUUAUUGGUCACCAAAUCUCUUUGCAAAUUACAACAAAGGUUGUUGGCAGUUUAUAAACUUGGAGACUAAGUUAACAAAAUAAAGUAUAUAAGUCAAAUACACAUCUAUAUAAUAAGGGAAGAAGGUUUUUGAAAAUGUAUAAAAUAUAUGUGAGAUACAUUUUAAUUUAAUGGUUGAGAUCAGUUUUUUUCCCGCUCAAACGCUCUCAGCUCUCUCUCUCUCCCACCUACCCACCUCUCUUCCCCAUUCCUUCUUUAUCUCUCCCCCUUUCUGUUCUCACAUGUCCCCAUUCCCUUUUUGUCUCUCCCCCUUUCGAAAUCGGACCCUUGGCUGAAGAAUGUUUGAGUUCAUCUAUGGUAUGCACAACAGUGAGCACAACAAUCCACCGAUUGGCGUAAACCUCAGAACUGUGAAUCGCCCAGAAUCCAUUAGAUUCGGAGAAGAAACUUGAAUCAGGUCAGAGCGUUUCACGGCCAUUGCGGUCGCGACCAUACUGAAUCCUCUAGAUUUGAUCAGAAGCAUUUGAUUAGGAAACAUGCACUUGGACACAGAACCACCGUCUUGGCGAAGGAAAUCGAACCAGAAUCCAUUAGAUUCGGAGAAGAAACUCGAAUCAGUGCACAAGGAUAAUUAUUGUUCAAUUGCCAUUGCGGUUGCGACCAUACUGAAUCCUCUCUUGAGAUGGAGAUGGAUCGACUCCUCCAGAUUUGAUCAGAAACGUUUGAUCAGGAAACAUGCACUUGGACACAGAACCACCGUCUUGGCGAAGGAAAUCGAACCAGAAUCCAUUAGAUUCGGAGAAGAAACUCGAAUCAGCAUUAAUAUAUGGAGAUUCUGUUCAGAGCUCUGUUGGCAUGUCAAAUAUUCGAAGAAUCAUAGGAGUUUGUCCCAAGUUUGAUAUUCUUUGGGAUGCACUGUCUGGUCAAGAGCACCUCCACCUCUUUGCAAGUAUUAAGGGUUUGCCCCCUUCUUCAAUUGAAUCGGUGGCACAGGAAUCAUUAGCAGAGGUGAGACUCACCGAAUCAGCCAAAAUAAGAGCUGGUAGUUACAGUGGAGGAAUGAAACGCCUCCUUAGUGUUGCGAUUGCCCUAAUUGGUGACCCAAAGUUAGUCAUAUUGGAUGAACCGUGUUCCAAUAUUGUAGCAGAAAUGAAGGCAUGGCUAUUUCGUAUCGUCUACGUUUGAAUAGGAUAUUUGCUGGUUGCAGAUUGGGUGACUCGAAAUUUUUGGUGGAUUUCCUGAAUGAUACAUUUGGCUCCCUUUGGUUCUUCAUUGAUGAUGUGCUUGUCAUGCAGCAAUUGUUGUCUGGUAUUCAUUGUUCAAUGUCUCUUGGUUUUGAGGAGGCCAAUGAUAGUUUAUGCUUUUGCUAAUUGGGUUGUGAUCAUCAAGACUACAUUUUCAAAAAAAUUUAUAGUCUUCCUUCUUUAGUUAAAGGUUCAGUUAAUUUGGAGAGAAUAGGAUAUGCCUAUGUUAUAGGCUUGCUUGAUGUCCCUCUUAAUUUGUUGGUACAGUAUUUUUUUGAUGCUCUUUUCCAGAGGUUCGACAAGAAUGUCAGGGAAGCAUUGAAAAAUUAGCUAAAUAGUUGUGUCUGGUGUUAUGCAUGCAAUCUGUUUGCUAAAAUGAUUGGUACCAUUUCUCAGGUUCUGGAUGGUCCCGCUACAGCUUUGUCACUGUGAUAUUUGGUUUUCUACACUUAUAGCUUUUUUUGGGUU
Camellia sinensis is the source of this 2728-nucleotide messenger RNA. Lineage: Eukaryota; Viridiplantae; Streptophyta; Magnoliopsida; Ericales; Theaceae. The record is from RefSeq and is a predicted model, not a curated record.